AUGGUUUUACUUAUAGCAGCAGCACUUAUCGGUGCAGGAGCAGUCGCUAUUGAAGAGAAACGGAAGAAAAAGAAGUUGGCAAAAAUGUCGCCAAAGGAGAGGGAACAAAUUGAACGGUAUCAGAUAGCACAACGGUUUGAUAGAGCCAAUAGAGGAAGAAAUUACAUUCCACCAGAAAGGGUACACCAGUUGCAACAGCAACAGCAGCAACAAAAGCAACAGCAGCAGCAGCAGCAGCAUCAUCAUCAAGAAGCACCACCGUAUACAGCCCAACAACCAUCGCGGUCUAGGGGUAGUCAGAAGAGAGCAAACAAUUCUGCUGGUGCGUCAUCUUCACUGCAGAGGAGUGGAACAUACGGUUACAAUGUUCCUUCUACACCAAUGAAGCCAUCGACAUUUAGACCAGCUACACAGAGGGCUUCUAUGCCACAAGGAAGACUGCAGCACCAGCACCAGCAACAACUGCAACUGCAACAGCAGCAUACGGGUUUGUCACUGAGCUCAAGGCCGGUCCAUAGAUCAAGUAGACCACCUGUGGUUAGACCUAUGGUUGAGGAUGACCCGCCACCAGCAUAUACUCCAUAG
Molecule: messenger RNA, 585 nt
Organism: Lodderomyces elongisporus
Lineage: Eukaryota; Fungi; Ascomycota; Pichiomycetes; Serinales; Debaryomycetaceae
Exons: 1
Coding region: 1-585 (194 amino acids)
Source: RefSeq, a predicted model, not a curated record